AUGGGCAAGUUCCUUGCCGGAGAACUAAGAGCACUCGGCGCCGAAGUCGAGUUGCGAGAACUGGGAAAACAACCGCACAAAGAACACCUCGAUCUGCCUCCCGUGGUCAUCGCUCGAUAUGGAAAUGACAAGAAGAAGCGUACGAUACUGGUCUACGGCCACUACGAUGUCCAACCCGCUUUGCUGGAGGAUGGAUGGGCCACAGAGCCUUUCACCCUGACCAUUGAUGACAAGAAUCGGAUGUACGGCCGUGGCAGCACAGAUGAUAAGGGCCCCGUGUUAGGAUGGCUGAAUGCAAUCGAAGCACACCAAAAGGCCGGUGUCGACUUCCCCGUCAAUCUUCUCUGCUGCUUCGAGGGCAUGGAGGAAUACGGCUCCGAGGGUCUGGACGAGUUCAUCAAUGCUGAGGCCAAGAACUACUUUAAGGACACCGACGCUGUGUGCAUCUCCGAUAACUACUGGCUAGGCACCGAGAAACCAUGCCUGACGUACGGGCUUCGUGGAGUCAUGUACUACUCGCUUUCCGUCUCCGGGCCCGGCCAGGACUUGCACUCUGGUGUUUUUGGGGGCACGGCCCAGGAACCAAUGACUGAUCUGGUCCGCCUGAUGAGCACCCUCGUCGAUGGUCAUGGCAAAAUCCUGAUUCCUGGAAUCAACGAACAGGUCGCCCCCCUCACCGACGACGAGAAGGAGCUCUACGGCCCUAUCGCAUACACCAUGGACAAUCUGUACGAAUCCUUAGGCUCGACAACCAGCAUUUUUGAAGACAAGGAACGGACCCUGAUGGCCCGCUGGCGGUAUCCGUCUCUUUCUCUACACGGUAUCGAGGGUGCCUUCUCCGCCCCCGGUGCAAAGACCGUCAUCCCCGCCAAGGUCAUUGGCAAAUUCUCCAUCCGCACUGUCCCCGACAUGGAAGGCUCCAAAGUCACGGAGCAGGUCAUCAAGCAUGUAAAGAGCGAGUUCGCCAAGCUCAACUCCAAAAACACCAUUGACAUCGUCGAGCAGCAUGGCGGCAAAUGGUGGGUCGCCAGUCCUAAGCAUUGGAAUUUUGCCGCCGCGGCGAAGGCCGUGAAGGAAGUAUUUGGUGUAGAUCCAGAUUAUACUCGUGAGGGCGGCAGUAUCCCUGUCACCAUUACCUUUGAACAGGCCACGGGAAAGAAUGUCUUGCUCCUCCCCAUGGGCUCGAGCACAGACGCCGCGCACAGCAUCAACGAGAAGCUCGACCGAAGGAACUACAUCGAGGGAAUCAAACUACUGGGCGCAUACUUGCAUUAUGUUGCCGAAGAGCCCAUCAAGGUGGGCUAA
Messenger RNA from Exophiala aquamarina CBS 119918, 1305 nucleotides. Its product is annotated as cytosolic nonspecific dipeptidase. Gene Ontology annotation, molecular function: metallodipeptidase activity. The coding region runs from base 1 to 1305 and encodes 434 amino acids. The transcript has a single exon. Gene Ontology annotation, biological process: proteolysis. NCBI's taxonomy places the organism in Eukaryota, Fungi, Ascomycota, Eurotiomycetes, Chaetothyriales, Herpotrichiellaceae. The record is from RefSeq and is a predicted model, not a curated record.